GAAACCUCCCCGUGGGGAUAAUCGAGUCCGAGUUGGAGGAGGAGUUUGCGCGAUUCGGCCCCUUGAAGAGCCUGUGGGUGGCUCGCAAGCCGCCAGGCUUUGAUUCGGCUCCCUCUCCCCUGCCUCCCUCGCGUCCACUCCUCAACUUCCGCGACGCCUCCUCCCCUGUUGUCUGUGGGGCCCAUGCUUCUCACCACUCACCCAACCUGUAUUUAGAGUCGGGGCUUCCUACAACACGUUGA
Molecule: messenger RNA, 242 nt
Organism: Ostreobium quekettii
Lineage: Eukaryota; Viridiplantae; Chlorophyta; Ulvophyceae; Bryopsidales; Ostreobiaceae
Source: the annotation of a GenBank genome assembly